Ipomoea nil (Japanese morning glory) is the source of this 1860-nucleotide messenger RNA. RefSeq names its product metal tolerance protein 10-like. The transcript has 7 exons. Gene Ontology annotation, biological process: monoatomic cation transport; transmembrane transport. Gene Ontology annotation, cellular component: membrane. The coding region runs from base 330 to 1556 and encodes 408 amino acids. Gene Ontology annotation, molecular function: monoatomic cation transmembrane transporter activity. The record is from RefSeq and is a predicted model, not a curated record. NCBI's taxonomy places the organism in Eukaryota, Viridiplantae, Streptophyta, Magnoliopsida, Solanales, Convolvulaceae.
UAAGAAGAAGGACUGUGUUUGCUUUGCUCCGCCCAGAAAGAAGAAAGCAAUAACAGUUGCGGGUGAGUAGAGUAGGAGUAGGCAUGGAAUUUUGGAUUAAUUUGUUGUGUAUCCAAUACGAAAACGCCAAUUCCGCUAACACAGCUGAGCUGCUCCGCUAUUUCCCUUCAAUUCCCUGGAAUACAUUAUUUUUUAAUUGUAUUUCAGUGAUUAUCAGGUAAGGUGGAUGAAGAGUUAACCGCUGGCUCGCAGCCAAUUGGAUUUAUUCAGUGCUGACCCAUGGGAGCAGUUGGGCUGACGGCAAUUUCAUUUCUGGGAGGAAUUGGAAAAUGGCUCUUGAUGUUCGCACUGAUUCAUCAGAUUAUCGUAUGGAGCUUCUUUCUCCAGCUGCCACUCCGGUGGCAGCUGGGGAUAGUGAAAUUCUCACACGGGUCCCUUCAUGGCGCCUCAAUUUUAAUGAACAUCGCCUACCUCAAAGACGUGCUGAUGCUCAUUCUGGAUUUGGAACGAUUCUUCAAUCCUUGAGAAGGCAAAGGAAAAUUAGACAAUAUUACAAGAGGCAAGAAGAGCUUCUCAAAGGUUUCAAUGAAGUGGAUGAAUUCCUUGAGUUAGGUUACUUGCCAGGAGCUUUGUCAGAGGGUGAAAUGAAGCAAGCUGAUAGAAGGGAAAAAAUAGCCAUUCAUGCAUCUAACAUAGCCAACUUUGUGCUCUUUGUUGCAAAAGUUUAUGCUUCUGUUGAGAGUAGGUCAUUAGCUGUGAUAGCAUCAACAUUGGACUCACUCUUGGAUCUUUUAUCAGGAUUCAUCUUGUGGUUUACAGCUCAUUCUAUGAGCAAACCAAACCAAUAUAGAUAUCCAAUUGGAAAGCAGAGGAUGCAACCAGUGGGAAUUGUUGUGUUUGCUUCAGUUAUGGCAACCCUUGGAUUGCAAAUAUUGUUUGAAUCCGGUCGACAACUUAUCAUGGGGACUCAUCCUGAAAAAGAUGCGGAGAAGGAAAUGUGGAUGAUAGGGAUUAUGGUAUCAGUGACAAUUAUAAAGUUUAUUCUGAUGCUAUAUUGCCGGCAAUUCAAAAAUGAAAUCAUCAAAGCAUAUGCUCAAGAUCAUUUUUUCGACGUCAUUACUAACUCAGUUGGACUGGGAACUGCAGUUCUGGCAAUACACUUUUUCUGGUGGAUUGAUCCUGUUGGGGCUAUCAUUAUUGCUUUGUACACGAUGAGUACAUGGGCAAGAACAGUGAUGGAGAAUGUUGGGUCGUUGAUAGGGAGGACAGCACCAGCAGAGUACCUAUCAAAGCUGGUGUAUCUGGCUUGGAAUCACCAUGAAGACAUAAAGCACAUAGCAACAGCAAGAGCAUACAAUUUUGGGUCGGGGCGAUACUUUGUGGAGAUGGACAUAGUAUUACCAGGAGAGACAACGCUGAAUAGAGCACACAACAUUGGAGAGUCACUUGAAGAAAAGAUAGAGCAGCUCCCUGAGGUGGAGCGAGCUUUUGUGCAUGCAGACUUCGAGGCCGUUCAUCAGCCAGAGCAUAGCCAAAAAAAGACCAACAACAAGUGAAACAAAACUGGUUCCAUGGAUGGUGUGUAAUUUAUUUUGUUGUUAUACAUACAUACAUACUGUCUAGCUAGUGUGUAUUGUAUUGUAUUGUAUUGUAUUGUGGUGUGUGUCAUUUUUGCUUUAAUUAAUUUGUGCAUUAAUUAAUUGUUUGUUGGAGAUCAGAGCUAUAAACCCAGGUUUUGCGUUGAUAGUGGAAAGACUUGCAGGCAAGCAGAGGCAGGCGUUGUUGCUGCUAAUUUAACUCCCUCUAUCUAUCUAUCUAUUAGUAGCUUUUCAGUAACAUGAAAGAAAAAUCUAAACACUA